AUGUUAACCGUAUUUUUGCUCUCAUUUGGUGUACCCGCUUAUGCUUUAAUUCACGAUGCUCAACCGUUUACGUGGCAUUUACCACGAAAAAUAUUUAAUAUUGCCUAUUGGGAAAUAUUUGGUGAUCUUAAAGUUUUAGAGUUAAUUGAAGACAAUUAUACCUUACCAGGCUACUUUACAUAUGUCUUAUUAGGCAUUUAUAUGGCCUUCGGUGCAAUCUUAUUAGUUAAUUUAUUAAUUGCUAUGUUCAGCAACACAUUUAGUUCAUGUCAAACGGAUACAGAUUACAUUUGGAAAUCUCAACGUUUCAAAUUAGUCUUCGAAUAUUUGGAUAGACCAUCGCUACCUCCCCCACUCAUUUGUAUUCCACAUUUAUACCGUCUAUUCCUGUUCACAUCAACACGUUUCUUUAAAUCACCAACACGUCUGAAACAAAUCUAUCAAAAACAUAUUCAGCGAACAAGCCUUCAAAAAGUUUUGACUGAUAAAGAUGUGUCCUAUCUGGAAGAACUCGAAGAUGCAAGAGGUGAUGAAGUCUAUUUUCAAUAUUUGAAGAACAAACAACAAAGGCAAACGAUUUAUCCAUCAACACUAUUAGGUCAAGCUAUCUUCGAUAUGGGAGAAGAGAAAUUGUAUGUCAAAAAAAAGUUUUCAGAAUUUUAG
This is a messenger RNA of Didymodactylos carnosus, 663 nucleotides long. The record is from the annotation of a GenBank genome assembly. Lineage: Eukaryota; Metazoa; Rotifera; Eurotatoria; Philodinida; Philodinidae.